GCCACCGACCGAGGGACCCCAUGGCCGGGCUGGGCCGCCCCCCGACGGGCGCGGGCGGCCUUGGCGGAGGCCUCCAGCAGCCCUGGAGGGGGCCCGCCGUCGGACCCCCCAGCUGCUCCGGGGAGGAGGCCAACCCAUUUUCCUUCAAGGAAUUCGUGCGGAGCAAGAACCAGAGUGCUGCCACCGUGCCGGGGGCCAACAGGGGCAGCGAGGUGCCCCUGGGAUUAAGGCCCAGCAGCGGCGCCAGCCCCAAGGAGCCCUCCGGGUUCUCCCUGCUGGACGACAGCUCCUCCUCUCCUCGGUCGCUGGGAUUGACUUUGGACCCUGAAGAGCCGUUUUUCCCAGACCCGACCGUGACAAACUCCUUGCUGGACGACGAAGACGAUGACUGGAGCAGCACGUACCAACCCUCGGUCGUGGAAGAGGCGCACGCGGCCGAGGUCCCCAGCGCCUCGCUCAGCAGCACCUAUGACUCUUUUUACUGCGACUCGUCGGAUGUGUCCAAUCUCCGGCCCUUUUCUCUGUGGCAGCUGGGCCUUCUCAGGAAAGGGGACCAGAGCUCGCCUCGCGAUGGAGCCGCCCCAGGAGAUGGCCUUUCCCCGCCUCUGCAGCUGAGUUACGAAGAACUCAGACAAGAAAAUUCCAAGUUAAGGAAGACAAUCAGCCACAUUCAAGCAGUUUCUGAAAGCCAAGCAGAAAGGGUGAAACAGCUGGAAAGAACGCUAGAAGAGAGCAAGCAGAAGGAAGCCAAAGAGGCCCGCGAUUUGGAGGCCAUGGUUCAGCAGGUGGAAGAGAAUCUCCAGUUAAUGACGAAACGGGCCAUGAAAGCGGAAAGUUGUGCCGUCAAGCUGAAGCAGGAAAACGGCCUCCUUCAGGUUCAGAUGGAAAGCUACAAGAUCGAGAACGAGGCCUUGAGGUCCGGCCAUUUGGCAAACCUGGCUGUAACGAAACAAAACGCAGACGUGGCCUUGCACAACCUUCUUGCCGUCAUCACGAAGUCGAGAUCGUCAAUCAAACAGCUGAUUUCUGGCGCAGAAGAGCUACAGCUGGUGGCAGAACUUCUGAAGUCCAUAGACAAAAUCUCCGAGCUGCCGCGAGAUUCCCUAUGAAAACCACUACAUGGACUCUUGGGCCAAGACCUAUGGAAAGACAUUUUGCUAUUUACGCUUCCACUAACGGCGUCAGAGUCUGCAACACUAGAACGUUACGUCCUGAUCCAGCAUUUUGGACAAUGCAGAGGUGGUCGGAUCGUUUCCCACUUCACUGGGACUGGCUGGUCAUCUGCAUACGACAGGGAUGGACAAAGUCUGGGGGUCAGGUGGCAUAGAUUCCAGUUUAAACUUUCUAGUAGACACUUGAUUUUUCAUGUAUUAUCGGACCUAAAGCAUUGCUACGUGUCUGAAACUACCUUCCCUGUGGAAAAUUUGUCUUGAGUUCACUGCUGUGUGAAGACAGUGGCAAUGGAGGCCUUUUAUCACUUUUGUAUAGCAGAAUAUUAAAGAUUUAACCAUCACUUCCUGAA
This is a messenger RNA of Elgaria multicarinata webbii, 1522 nucleotides long. RefSeq names its product endosome associated trafficking regulator 1 (gene ENTR1). Lineage: Eukaryota; Metazoa; Chordata; Lepidosauria; Squamata; Anguidae. Gene Ontology annotation, biological process: positive regulation of cilium assembly; regulation of cytokinesis; positive regulation of protein localization to cilium. Gene Ontology annotation, cellular component: centrosome; early endosome; ciliary basal body. The transcript has 8 exons. Bases 21 to 1109 code for a protein of 362 amino acids. The record is from RefSeq and is a predicted model, not a curated record.